Pipistrellus kuhlii (Kuhl's pipistrelle) is the source of this 3987-nucleotide messenger RNA. It is a transcript of the gene MYLK2, whose product is annotated as myosin light chain kinase 2. Gene Ontology annotation, molecular function: protein serine/threonine kinase activity; ATP binding. The record is from RefSeq and is a predicted model, not a curated record. The transcript is spliced from 15 exons. Bases 198 to 3134 code for a protein of 978 amino acids. Gene Ontology annotation, cellular component: nucleus; cytoplasm. Gene Ontology annotation, biological process: positive regulation of apoptotic process; protein phosphorylation; intracellular signal transduction. Lineage: Eukaryota; Metazoa; Chordata; Mammalia; Chiroptera; Vespertilionidae.
AGAGAUCCUCUCCUCCGUCCCCGCCUCCCCUGCCUGCACCCCUGCCUCCGCCUCUGCCCACCCGGCCCAAUCCCUUACAACUGCCCCGGGACGGCUCCUGGGCGGCCGCUGCCAUACAGACGCCACCAGGUUGCCCCUCUCUGCUCCAGCUAGAAAGACUUGAGUUAGACAAGCGGAAGCGUACGCCUUCCUACCUCAUGGCGACAGAAAACGGAGCAGUGGAGAUGGGAAUCCAGAGCUCAUCAACAGACAGUGCACCUCAAGGUGCAGCAGGCGAAGGACCCCCAGCUACAGAGAAAGACCUUGUCCCCACAGACCCAAAGAAAGAAACUGCCCCCCCAGAUCCAAACAAGGAACCUGUCCCCCCAGACCCAAACAAGGAACCUGCCCACCCAGAUCCAAACAAGGAACCUGCCUCCCCAGACCCAAACAAGAAAGCUGCCCCCCCAGACUCAAAGAAAGACCCCGGACCCCCAGACCCAAAGAAAAAAACUGCCCCCCCAGAUCCAAACAAGGAACCUGCCCCCCCAGUCCCAAAGAAAGGAGAAUCUGCCCCCCCAGAUCCAAAGAAAGAACCUGCCCCCCCAGAUCCAAAGAAAGAACCUGCCCCCCCAGGUCCAAAGAAAGACUCUGGCCCCCCAGAUCCAAAGAAAGAAUCUGCCAACUCAGAUCUAAAGAAGGAACCUGUCCCCCCAGACUCAAAGAAAGACUCUGCCCCCCCAGAUCCAAAGAAAGAAUCUGCCAACUCAGAUCUAAAGAAGGAACCUGUCCCCCCAGACUCAAAGAAAGACUCUGCACCCCCAGACCCAAAGAAGGAAUCUGGCCUCCCAGAUCCAAAGAAAGAACCUGCCAACCCAGAUCUAAAGAAGGAACCUGUCCCCCCAGAACCAAAGAAGAAACCUGUCCCCCCAGAACCAAAGAAAGAAACUGCCCCUCCAGACCCCAAAAAAGAAUCUGGCCCCCCAGAUCCAAAAAAGGAACCUGGCCCCCCAGAUCCAAAGAAGGAACCUGGCCCUCCAGAUCCAAAGAAGGAAUCUGGCCCCUCAGAUCCAAAGAAGGAACCUGGCCCCCCAGAUCCAAAGAAGGAACCUGUCCCCCCAGAUCCAAAGAAGGAAUCUGGCCCCCCAGACCCAAAGAAAGACUCUGUCCCCCCAGACCCAAAGAAAGAAUCUGCCCGCCCAGAUCCAAAAAAGGAAUCUGGCCCCCCAGAUCCAAAGAAGGAACCUGGCCCCCCAGAUCCAAAGAAGGAACCUGGCCCCCCAGAUCCAAAGAAGGAACCUGCCCCCCCAGAUCCAAAAAAGGAAUCUGUCCCCCCAGAUCCAAAGAAGGAAUCUGCCCCCCCAGAUCCAAAGAAGGAAUCUGGCCCCCCAGAUCCAAAGAAGGAACCUGGCCCCCCAGAUCCAAAGAAGGAAUCUGGCCCCCCAGAUCCAAAGAAGGAAUCUGGCCCCCCAGAUCCAAAGAAGGAACCUGGCCCCCCAGAUCCAAAGAAGGAACCUGGCACUCCAGAUCCAAAGAAGGAACCUGAAGGUGCCCCAGAGAAAGGGGAAGGUGGCCUGGCCCAGCGCGCAGCUACCUGCCAGGGCUCCGAGGGAGAAGGCGCCGUGGGCAGCACUGGGCAGCCGGCAGCCCUGCCCCAGCAGAGCCGGACGGCUGAGGCCAGCGUCGAGAAGCCCAGCGACGGCGAUAACCAGGCGUCCCCGGGCAGCCAGGCUCCUGGAGAGUCCAAGGAGCAAAAGAAGGCCCUGGAGAGCCGCGCAGCAGCCAGGAGGGGCUCGCCAGCCUUCCUGCAUUGCCCCAGCUGCCCUGCCGCCAUCCCCAGCCCAGAGAAGCCGCUGGCGGAGAAGCCCCCAAACGAGACAUUGGAGCUCAUCUUUGAAGGGGUGCCCGUGACCCCCAGCCCCCCAGAUCCCGUGCCAGCCAAAGCAGCAGAAGGAGGGGAAAAUGUCCCGCGAGGCGGCCAGCAGGAAGCCGGAGAGAAGGCUUCGGGCCAGGCUGAGGUGGAAGGGGACACCUCGAGGGGGAUCGAGUUCCAGGCUGUGCCCCCCGCGGCGAGAUGGGAGGUGGGGCAGCCCCUCAGCCUCACAGCCAGGGAGGAGGACUGCUUCCAGAUCUUGGACGAUUGCCCGCCUCCCCCGGCCCCCUUCCCCCACCGCAUUGUGGAGCUGAGGACCGGGAACGUCAACAGCCAGUUCAGCAUGAACUCCAAGGAGACUCUGGGCGGCGGCAAGUUCGGAGCCGUCUGUACCUGUACAGAGAAAGCCACUGGCCUCAAGCUGGCAGCCAAGGUCAUCAAGAAACAGACGCCCAAAGACAAGGAAAUGGUGAUGCUCGAGAUCGAGGUUAUGAACCAGCUCAACCACCGCAACCUGAUCCAGCUCUACGCAGCCAUCGAGACCCCCCACGACAUCAUCCUGUUCUUGGAGUACAUCGAGGGCGGAGAGCUCUUCGAGAGGAUUGUGGACGAGGACUACCAGCUGACCGAGGUGGACACCAUGGUGUUUGUCCGGCAGAUCUGCGACGGGAUCCUCUUCAUGCACCAGAUGCAGGUCCUGCACCUGGACCUCAAGCCAGAGAACAUCCUGUGUGUCAACAACACCGGCCACUUGGUGAAGAUCAUUGACUUCGGCCUGGCACGGAGGUACAACCCCAACGAGAAGCUGAAGGUGAACUUUGGGACCCCGGAGUUCCUGUCCCCUGAGGUGGUGAAUUACGACCAAAUCUCCGACAAGACGGACAUGUGGAGUAUGGGGGUCAUCACCUACAUGCUGCUGAGUGGCCUCUCCCCCUUCCUGGGAGACGAUGACACAGAGACCCUGAACAACGUCCUGGCUGCCAACUGGUACUUUGACGAGGAGACCUUCGAGGCCGUGUCCGAUGAGGCCAAAGACUUCGUCUCCCACCUCAUCGUCAAGGACCAGGGGGCCCGCAUGAGCGCUGCCCAGUGCCUCGCCCACCCCUGGCUCAACAACCUGGCCGAGAAAGCCAAGCGCUGCAACCGACGCCUCAAGUCCCAGAUCUUGCUUAAGAAAUACCUCAUGAAGAGACGCUGGAAGAAAAACUUCAUCGCUGUCAGCGCUGCCAACCGCUUCAAGAAGAUCAGCAGCUCAGGGGCACUGAUGGCGCUGGGGGUCUGAGCCCCAGAAGCGGCCGAGGCCUGGAUGCAGCUGCCCGGCGGCCGGGGCUGAGGCCUCACAGCCCAGAAGGCCAGAGCAGAUGGCCAGACCCCAGGGUGGCCUGGCCAGGACAGGGCUGCGCCAGGCUGGGCGGCUCGGGGCUCCCCACGCCCCCACACGGCGACCGCUUCCCCGAUGAGAGCCGCCUCGGGUGUGGCCUGAGUCCAUCCUGCUGACGCCGCCCCCGGCCAGCUCCGGCCCCUCAGCCACCGCCCGAUGCCAUGGGCCUGCUGCUCCCUCCCUGGCCCCACCUCUGGAACUGCUGGCCUGGUGACCCCUGCGUGGCCCCGCCGGGGCACCCUGGCCUGAGCUUGCUCUCAGCUGAAGGGGUGGGGUCCCCAUGUGGGGGGCCCCUGCGGGUGUGGAUGGGAGGCUCUUGGUGGGGCAGGAAGGCAACAACGUCGGUUCCUGAGGCCCAGCUGCCGGCAGACAGAGCGGGCUUUGUGAGAGAGGCUCCCGCGCCCCGCCCGCCUCCCUGCACCCAGCAGAUAAGGCCGAGCACACACCAUCUGGCCGGCUCCGGCUCCCUCCCACCUUCCCCGCCGACCACCAACACACAGGAACUCCGAGUGAGCGAGCGAGCGGGAGGACGCCGCCCAGGCCUGGCGGAGGGGGUGGGGGGGGGGGGCGGAAGACCACCCCGAACUUGCCUGAGGGCCUCGCUCGCUGGCUCCACCGGCCGCGGUGGCCCCCGCCCCUGCCACGAGGGCUUCAGAGGACGGAGUCACAGGCCCCGGAGAAGUGCAGAGGCCGUGGCGGCCCCCAGCCUGCUCUCAGCUUGUGCCUUGUAAAUAAAUGUACAGGUUGGAUGUGG